CUUCCAUCGAUCUGCUCAAAGGACCAAAACAAAUAGUUUCUGCCUCUCCUGACUCACAAAGAUGGCUGCAGCUCUGACUCUCCUUCUCAUUGGUUCUCUGCUGCAAGGUUCUCAGAGUAAAGAGUUUCAGGCAUUUAUGCCGCAGACUAUAGAGGUUCUUACAGGAUCCUGUGUGACCAUCCCCUGCUCCUUUGAGAUAAAAGAUGAAUAUGAAUCAGAUUUAGAUGACACAUGUGGAGCAAAAUGGACAAAAGAUAAUAAUCUUGUGUUUAACAGCAAAGAUCCACAAACACCUUCAAAUAAUGGAGAACUGACAGGAAACUUGAGAAAAAAAGACUGCACCACAACCCUGAACAACAUUCAACCUGCUGGCAACUAUACAUUUAUCUUCAGAGUGGAAUGUAACAACGGUCUAAAAUGGAGUUUUGCUGUACAAGCAGCACUUCUUUCAGUCAAAGAUGAUCCUCCCAGACCGACUCUGACUCCGUCAGCUCUGAAGGUGGAGGAGGGAGCCUCAGUGAGUUUGAGGUGCUCUGCUCCAGCUCCAUGUCUGUCUCAUCCUCCAAAUGUGACAUGGACCAAAGGCCUGGGGGACAUUGUGGAGACACUGCAGAAUAAUAGUGACAAAAACAAAGUCCUGACCUCUGUAGUGACCUUCACUGCCUCUCACAAGCAUCAUGGAGAGACCAUCUUCUGUAAGGCCUCCUACCACAAACAGAAUGGAAGCGCUGAGUCAGCUGUUAGUUUAAAGGCUGAUGUUUCAUAUGCACCACAGAUCCUUCCCUCAUCCGACUGCAUCAGAGCUGGAGACCAGCUCAACUGCUCCUGUGUCACUCUGGGAAAUCCUCCUCCCACUGUACGCUGGCAUGUGAACGAGUCACCUGUCAAUCACUCCGACGAGCUUUUGAUAAGCAGCGAGCGUCUAAAUGACACAACCAGGUGGAGCAUCAUCACACUGAAUAAACAGCAGGAGGCGGGUCUUUCCUCCCUGCUCUGCUGCAGCAUGAACUCUGUGGGAUCUGCUACUCAGCAGUUUAGUGUCAACAGCAAGAGUCCAGGUGUGUAUCAUGUGCACUGA
Pungitius pungitius (ninespine stickleback) is the source of this 1078-nucleotide messenger RNA. Its product is annotated as myelin-associated glycoprotein-like. Lineage: Eukaryota; Metazoa; Chordata; Actinopteri; Perciformes; Gasterosteidae. Bases 62 to 1078 code for a protein of 338 amino acids. The transcript is spliced from 5 exons. The record is from RefSeq and is a predicted model, not a curated record.